This is a messenger RNA of Clonostachys byssicola, 186 nucleotides long. Lineage: Eukaryota; Fungi; Ascomycota; Sordariomycetes; Hypocreales; Bionectriaceae. The record is from the annotation of a GenBank genome assembly.
AUGCUGAUUCUCUUUGACAGUGGUGCCAAGUCUGCUGCCUUCGGUGGCGCUGCCGGUGUCGCUGUCCUCCUCUACGUCUCUGGUAUCCCCCGUGUGAAGACCGACAUCCUCCAGAAGGUUCCCUUCCUCGGAAAGUACUUCAUUACCGAAGUCCACCCCGCGGACAACUACAUGCAGCCCUUCUAA